Pocillopora meandrina is the source of this 12593-nucleotide messenger RNA. NCBI's taxonomy places the organism in Eukaryota, Metazoa, Cnidaria, Anthozoa, Scleractinia, Pocilloporidae. The record is from the annotation of a GenBank genome assembly.
AUGGCUAGUAGUGUUGCCAAGCUAAAACCACUGUCAUCAGUGAUCGCCGAGCCCGAUGAAGUCCUCGUACAAAAUAUGGAAGAGACUGAAGUGCUAGCGGGCCUAGCCAGAAACAGUGACUCUGCGAAGAAAGCUGACAUUUUGGACGAACUCAGAGCAAACGCACGGCGAAAUGGUGGUCGCUUACAAUUUGACGAUCGACAUGGCUUAUUUCAGGUUCUGCAAGAAGCUCUGGCCGACUCAGAUUCUAACACCCGACUAUGUUGCAUCGAAUUCUUGUGUGAAAUAAUUCCUGAGUUUGGAGAGGAUUUGGAUAGUUGCAUGACACUUGUUCUUCCUCUAAUCGUGUCAAACAUCGGAGACAACCAGGUGUCGGUGAAAAAAUCCGCUAUUCAGACCCUACAUGUGUACAUGAAACAUUCUUCGCAAGUCAGUGCUGUUCUUAAUGCAAUCAUCGAUCAUGGCCUUGAAAGUGACAACAGAAGGACAAGAACAGAAAGUUUAGUAGCCUUACCAAUUCUCAUUAUGCCGAACCUGGCCCAUGAAGAUCUGUUUACGUUGACAAAAGCGCUUGUUGGGAAGUUAGAAACUUCGUCGAGACCCGAAACUUCACCUGCUGUCAUUUCUCUGGAAAGGAUACGAAAUGUUGUUGGGUCCACAAUUUUCGAAAGCUACCUUCAUCGCUUAUCGCCUGAUCAACAAAAUUUAUGUGUAUCAGCGCUUCAAAAUCGAAGCGCCGAUCCUGUUAAAGAAUUAGAGUUGCUCGGAGGUCGCAAGGCCAAAAGUGCCGGUCACUUGAACACGAACGGAAUCAUUUCAGACGUUGAGCUACCAGAGAGAGGGACCGUGCUCGAUAGAGGGCACACGAUAGCCGUAACAAAUACAGAUAAUUACCCUGAUGCGAACUACGGACUGCUCGAGUUUGGUUUUGUCCCUGUUUCUGUGAUGUUGAAACUAAGAGAUCAAAGUAAUUGGAGGAUACGAGCCCAGGGAAUUGAAGAACUGAAAACUCUUAUGGGACAGUUAACUGAUACAGAACCUAUUCAACCUAAUUUGGGACCGCUCUUUGCGUUACUGCUUGGCUUCCUGGACGAUGUGAACUUUAAAAUUGGUGUCACCAGUCUUCAAAUUAUUGGAUUGCUGGUUGCUAAAUUGGGGGUUGGCAUACGUCCUGUUCUUAAACCUUUGCUGUUAGCACUAUCUAACAAAUUAGGCGACAAUAAGAUUGUAAUUAGACAGGAAAACAUGAAGGUGUUCAUGCAGCUUAUGCAAAUUCUUUCUCCAAAGUCAGUUUUAACUGUGUUGACAUCAAACUUACAACAUCGAAACUCAAGAGUGCGUGAAGAAACUGUAAAUGUUUUCAUUGCUGCACUACUUACAUUUCCUAGUUCAGACUUCAAUCUUCCAGAAGUGACCAAUGCAAUUGCUCCAGUAUUAGUUGACAGUAAAAGAAGAGUGCGACAAGCAGCACUGGAGGCUUUUGCAGUUAUAGCACAAGCAAUGGGUCCUGGGCGCAUUCAACCUGUGGUGACAGCAGUUGAUGCCAUUGAGCUCACAAUGGGUGGUGAUGGUGUAAUGGCAGCUAUUACUGCCAGGUUGGCCCGGAGGCAGCUUCCUCGCUUGAAUAGGGAUGGUUUGGUUGAAUAUGCUGUUCCUAUGCCAUCAUCUGGAACAAUCAGAGGUCAGAGCAACACACCACGUGGAGCUGACAUUGACUGGAUCUUAGCAGGUACUGCUGGAACAGGCUCAGCCGAUCCAUCAGGUUCCAGUCGCUCCACACCAGGACCUAAUGAUUCAUUUUCCAUGUCUGGGCCAAGUCCUCGAAGAUUCUUUAGUGCAGGAAAGAAUCGUUUACCCUGGGAAGGUGACCAGGCCAAGGAUGUUACUCAGGUGAGAGUGAUUGAUUUUAGGAGUUUCCAUUAUGUAAAUAACUUUUUCUGAGUUUUACAACAUUUAGGUCUUAUGACCUCACUUUUAGUCCCUGAGAAAGCUGCACAUAGUUGUUGAAAUGUUUUGGUGAAAACAAGAAUUAAGUGCAUUUGAUUUCAUUGCAUAUGUGUGUACAAGGGAUUUUAUUUAUAGAUGCAUUAUCAGUGACGAUGUUUUUUAUUCAUGUGAUUGGGAACAAAAUACUUGCGAUAGAGAGACAGCUAAACCACAUUUAUAAAUGUGUGGAAAUUUGUCAGUUUCAAUCUAAAGCUUUGAAUGUUCAAGGAGAAAAAAGAAUGAUUUGAUAUCACAGCUUGUUCUAGCUUGGGCCUCUCCCAAAGAGACUUAUUAUGAUAUCAGAAAACAUCAUUGCAUUAGUUAGCACAAUUUUAAAGGUAUUUUUUCUCGUAAAAGUGAAUAUGUAUGCAUCAAAUUUGUAGAAAUCAUCUCUCAUCCUCUCAAGAUUUUUUAAUGUACAUAUACCUUCUGCCUAUAAGUUUGAAUAACAGCUGUACAAAUGCAAGCCUUGCUUGGCCAUAAGACUACAUCAUUAAUUUCGAUCAGAUUAUUCCUCUAUCUUUGCCAGAUGCACAUUCAUAAUUGUUGAUUACAGCUCAAGUACAUUGUGAUCUUCAUAGCAGUUGGAUUUGAUAGAUUUGAAAAGAAAUAAUUUCCUGUCACCUGAUUAUUGGAACUAAUCAGGGACAGUAGCUGAACAUUCAAAUGAUGCUCAAUGCUUGAUUGACAUGUCACCUUUUAAAUUAUUAUGCAAAUAGUUAUUGUUGACAGUUCAAAAAUUAAGUUUAAUGUCUUCCAAAGUGGAAAAGGGUAAUUUAGUCAGGAUUUUAAUUUGGUCAACAAUGAGUAAACUCACUGUAGUAAAUGUGGUAUUAGAAUGAAUAAUUGAUUUGUUCAAAACUCUUCCCAAUUUUAGCCAUCCUUAAAUUAGGUUGUGUAUGAUGGGUCCAGCCUCAACUUAAAAGAUUGAAAAAGCCAUACUUUAAAUUGUAGUUGUAAAUCAAUUUCAACCAAACUUAAAAAGCUCAUAUAUUAUGUGUAUUUUAUCUCAACAUGUUGUUGAUGUAUCCCCAGCCAAGUUUUUUCAUGUGGCUUGUUAUAAAUUAUUCAAAUGUUUAAUAAGGUUUAGGCACCUCUUUAAAGUUCAGUAAUCAUACUAAUGAAACUACUUGGUUUUCAUGAUACACACAUUUUGUUGAUAAAAAAUAACAAUGUUGUAAGAAGAAUUUUUUUGAGCAUAUCUAUUGGGCAAAGGAUUGUAAGGUGAAUUAUUAUUGUGCUUAAUUUGUUCAAAUUUUGAAAUUGCCAGCUGGGAAAAUAGAUGUAUUAUUUGACAAUACUCGCUAUCAGUACAAACUUGUUGUUGUCACUAGGGCAUGAAUAUUAAAACAGGUGUGAAAAUUAGAUAUCGCUUUUUAGGGUAUGCUGUGGGUAAGCCAUGGAUAAGAUAUCACUAACAUGUUUCUUUUCUCUAGUUUUUUUUCCCUUUUGAUUGUUGUGGAUAGGUUUCUUCAAAUGUUAAACCCAUUAUGAGUUUUGUUGCUAUUUCAAUCACCAUGGUUACUUUUUCUUUCUUUGUCCAAGGAAGAAACCUUCAGUUUUCUCAUUGAUCAAUUGUUUGUUAUUUGACUUUUCUGCUUUUUUUUGUAUUGCUUUUAAAUAUUGCAUCAUGAAACAGUUAACCAAGGUAUAUUUUAAUCUAUAUUUUUCAGCAAGCUGCUGCUGCUGAGAAUAUUGAACCAAUACGGCCACCAAUGAAGCUGAAUUCAUGGGCUCCCAUGGAAAUAGUCAAUGAUCGAGCAACAAAAUCCACCUCUCAGCCACGAACGACAUCACUGACAACUCCACCAAAGUCAAAACUCACCACAUCAUCCUAUGCUGAAAAGUAUCAUGCCAUGAGCAUACAAAAGGCAAACCAAGCUACCGAACGUCAUGUCCCUAAAGCUGCUGAAAACACACCAGGGAGCUCUUAUGCUGAAAUGCACCGAGCAAAGGCUAAGAAAGACAAAUCUAAGGUUGUUAAUCCUGGUGUGAAUCUCAAUCAAACUGCUCCAGCUGGUACUGUGAAUAGUUAUGCUCUACUAUACAAGCGUGGAACAAUUUCCUCAAAAGCCAAGGCUAGUAAUAGUGCAGAACCAGCAAUUGGAGAUCACACACCCAAGGAAGGUAUUCCAAGAGGUGCACAGUCAGUCACACCUACUCCUCCAUUUUCCCUACAAAGUUCCUUUUCACCGGGUGAUGAAGAACCCUUCCUCUCAUCACAGAGAAAACCUUUCUCAAUGUCACUGUCCAGCUCAUGGCCUGACUGGACUGAACUGAAAAGUGAGAUGAAACCUUUUGGAAGACUGUCACCUGUGUCACAUUGUAAGUUAUGUAGGAUUAGUGCGUACAGUUGUAUGCAUGAUGCCUAAGUUUUCUACUUUAAAUUUUGAAAAUCCUUAGAGAUCCAAACUUUGACAUCCUUAAAAGAGUCCUCUUUCCCAUGGCACAGCAAUGAUACAGUUUUACAGAUGAUAAUGUUUGUCUCAUUAUGCAGCAACUUGUGUCCCUUUACAAACAGCUGUCUAAAGAUCAUCUUCCAAAGUAUGAUGAUCUGUUUGAAUAACUGGUUGCCUGUUAUAAGAACAUGAGACAAGACAGCUGUCUGUCUGCACAAGGAUUGUGUGAAAUAUUUGUAAUGGUGCUUAUAAGCUAUUCUGAGAUCAAGUACAUGGUAUCAAUUUCAUGUACAUGUCUACUAGAUAAAACUUAACCGAAUACACAGUGAUGUCAAUAUUUACUGACUCUUUAUGGAUCUUUUCUAGCUAUACCUAUGGACAUGGACUCAUCUGGUGAGCAAGGGGAGGGUGAGACGAAAAAAAAUGGUAUGCUAACUUUAUAACAUCGCACAAAGUAUCUAUGCCUCCCCAAUUACUCUCUAGGCUUUGGGAAACUAAAUCAUAGUCAGCCACAGUGAUAAGUUUGUGGUUUUGAGUUUUGUUCCGCUGACCUUUACACUGUUUUGAUUGGUUAGUACAUGAAACACCUGUUACAAUCAAAUCAAAAUUUUCAUGAUAUCCUGAGUGUCACAAUAUCAAGUGAGAAGUGUUCUUUUUAUUGAGAACAAAUUAACCAGAAGUAAUUUCAGAAUUAAAAAUGAAAAUUAGUUAUGGAUGUUCCCUUUGAUUUCCAAUAGAAGUACCUCAGACACCCAUCCACAUGAAGCCUCAACUUGCACGAUCAGCAUCAAAGACUCGAGGCUUAAGGGCUACUGAACUGGGAGAAACUAAAAAGACUGAAAUCCAGUCAGGUGUGAUGGACUUCCUUGAAAUGACACCUACACGCCCAACACAACUGGCCCCUGUUAAGGUAUGUUUACUUUGUAAAUACCAUCAUUAGUGUUAUAGUGACCUUUUUACUGCUUGAUGCAUGCACAAAAGAUCUAUUGUCUUGUUUACUGCAAGGUACCAAUAUUUAGAGGAAACCUGCAUUUCUUAUUUUAUUUUAUUCUUACUUUUCUUUUACCAGGCUGGCAAUUUUCCUCCUCAAGAUGCUUUUAGUCAAGUUCACAAACAAGCAGAGUUGAAGAGAGCAUUGAAAAUGUACUCUGUGAUCAGUGAUGGUGAGGAUGGAAGAAGUCGUAGCCCUUCACCCUUGGAGAAUAACAAUGAUCUUCCCAGCACUCCACUGUUUGAAAAAGGAAGGUAAUUGAAUAUUCUAUAUUUCUGAAUGCUAAGCUAGGAGUCUAUUAAAAAAAAAGUAAUGAUUGUGUUAGUUCGGUUUGUUCUUUACAUGUUGUCCUUAUUCAUUGGAUCGUGGAAUUGUUUAAGAGGCAAGCUAUUUGUUUUAUCUGUGCACAGAGAAUGAUGAUGUCAGUUAUCAUCUAUAAUGUACUGCUGUUACAGCAACUAAGGAUGAGACUUCAUAUUUGCUUCAUUUGUUCUACAGAUUGUCAAAACUCCCCACCAAACCUGAAUCUCCAUUUGACAGUAAACCACGAAUUGCAAGAACACCAAUUCACUUUAGAAGACUCUCGGCAGAAACUUCUUUGCAACUCCAGAGUCCAACACCUUUACCCCAUAAGUUCUCAGACCCAGACGAUGCAGGUCUUGGUGUGACAGGUCAUGGGCUUCUGUCGACCACAGGGGGGAAGAAAACUGAAUAUUCACCUCUGGAAAAUGGUGUGCAUAAUGAUGAUGAUGAUAAACAUAGGAGAUCUUCAAGAGUGGGUAGCAGCUUCUCAGGGAGAGAUGAUAAUUUAGGGAUGGGAAAAGUGGAAGUCGUUGGUCAGGGGCUGUUGAGACUGGAUAAACAGCUCAAGGCAGAGGAUGAAACGACCCAGUUACAGUAUGAGACAGAAGAGUCUGAUGAAGGAGUAGAGGAUGAUGACGGACGUGAUGAGGAGGAAGAUGAGGAAGAGGAAGAAGAUGACCACGAGGAAGAGGAAGAUGAGGAAGGACAGUUAGAAGACGAAGACGAGGACGAGGAAGUAGACAGUGAAUCGGACAGUGAGGAAGAGGAAUACCCUACUCCAUCAGAAUCACAAGAGGGUGACACCUCCACAGGGACAACAACAACACUAACGAGCACUACAACAUCAACCAUCAAGAGUGAAGGGAGCUCAGAUAGCCUGGGAGACAGCGAUGAGGACAGUGACUCGGGAAUCAGAGAGAACAUCAGAGAUAUGACACCGAAAACCAUGAGGAAAAGUCUGUCUAAAUCAACCCGAGAGAGGAUGGAAAGAAGGAGACAAGAGGAAGAAGAAAAACUUCAGAAGGAGCAGGAAAGGUUUGCAGAACUUGAGAAGGAGCGUAUGAGGCAGCUGCAGGUUCAACGAGAGGAGGAGGAGAAAUUGCGGCAGAAAAUCUUAAAAGAGCAAGUAGAACUUGGAAAGAUGCUUAAUAGGAAGGAAAAAGAAAGGGAAUUAGAACGGCAGAAACAGCAGCAGCUGCAAGAGGAAUUGCAGAGGCAGGAAAAGGCUCUUAGGGAUCGGCUGCUGAAACAACAAGAAGAGUUGGAGGAAAUUGAACAGGAAAAGCAGCGUGAGAGAGAAAGGAGGCUGAAGGAGAGAAUGAGACAAAAACAAAAACAAAAAGAGGCAAAGUUGCUUAGAGCUGAGAAAGAACGAGAACAGGAAGAGGAAAUAAGGAGACAGCUGGCAGAAAAGGAAGCUGAGCUGAAGAAGAAGCAGUUACAGAGAGCCAAAGAGCUGAAAAUUGCGGCAGAACCUGAAAAUACGAGUUAGUAAAUGUUUCAUUGUCAUUGAUUGUCUUAGACUGAAACAAAAUUAUCCUAUAUAAAUUAUAAUCAUAUUUUUUAUUUUUCAUUUUUUCGCAAGAUCUUUCAGUAUCAGGGUCCAGUUCUCCACUGAAGUCCAACAAAAAACCACCCACAGGAGGAACUCCUAAAAAGAAGGCACCUGUUUCAUCGUACGUAUACAUAACUAUUCGCAUUUGUUUACUUCAGGUGCACCGUACUUUAUAACACUUAUUUUACUCCUCUUUAGAGGAGCAAAGGGGUGAUUCAUCAGGCGCCAAGGUUCAUGGCACCGCGAUGAUCCUUCACAAAGUUUGGUACACGUAAUCUAUAAGUGUUUAUUUUUCCUCACAGGACACAGUCUGAGCGCGAUUCUAGUUAUGCGCUUACAGAUGAUCCAUCAGAGAUCAGACGGCAUCAUGCAGCAUCCGCAGGCAGUACUUCAGCUCAGUGCUGGGAAAUCAGUUUGGACGAUCUGCAGCCCUUCAAUAAUCCAGACAAUGCUCUGCGAGAAGCAAUGAAGUAUCUAGCAAACACAGAAGAUUGGUGGGUAUCCCAAAUGAUAUAGAUUGCCACUGUGUUGGUCCUCCUAUGUUGUUCCUUUAUUUUAAGAGUAUUUGUCAAUUACUCUGUUUUGCCGAUAGAAACGUGGAUUACAAUUUGUGAUUGAAAGUUUCCCUUGAUUUCGGAUGAAAUACUCUUAGUAAAAUUUUCUCUUUUUUUUUUGUUCAUAUCAGGGAGAUGAAGUGUGAAGGAAUUCAAGGAAUUCGUCGUCUUACUAAACAUCAUCCUGAGGUGCUGGUUUCACAGCUACACACAGUGACUCUUGCUAUCAUAGCAGAGGUACGCGGGCUUUUUCAGACGUUUUUGUUCAUUUGUUUUUUGUUUGACUGAAGCUGUACGGUUCUAUUUCAUUGCAUUGGCUUUAACUAAGAGCAUUGGAAUGAAAUAGCUUUUUAAAUAUGGUUUGAAUUUUCAAAGGUUAAAAAUCUUCGAUCACAAGUUUCUCGUUCGGGCAUCUGCUGUCUUGGAGACAUGUACACCAUUCUUGGAAAGAACAUGGAUAAUGUGAGUAAACCUUUCUCUUCUUCGUUCGCUUUUUUUUUUUACCAACCGGGGUAGAAUGUUUCACAACUGCAUGCGCUUGUGUUUGUUGUUGUUACUAUAUAGGAACUGGAAGUCACUGCUAAAAUCCUACUGGCUAAAGCUGGUGAAUCGAGUGGAUUUAUUAGAGAAGACGUGGAAAAAGCCUUGACAGCCAUGGUUUCUAGUCUGACCCCAACCCGUUUAAUAGUCGCACUUAUUUCUGGAGGAGCCAGGUACUUACUUGAAAACAUUUCUGAGCACAUCCUGUGCAGUUUGGCAUUUCGCCAGAUUUUUUUUUUUAGAAUACCUAUUCUUUGUGUUGCGGCUAAUGAUGGAUUUUUGUUGAUCUUAGUUAACAGUGUGAAGCAUAAUCGAUAAAGAACAUUCUAAAAUUUUUUCUUUGAAUUUUCACAGCCAUCGCAACGUAACCGUACGCAAGGCCACUGCCCAGUUUCUCAGCAUGCUCGCGGACCGCAUGGGACCGAGUCGAGUGAUGAGCGGAGCCAAAGAUGUCACUGAGAAAAUUCUUCCUACUACAGCUCAAUUCCUCACAGAUGGUGGACAGGAAACUAGGUGCGUGCCAUCAAGUAUAGAAAAACAAAUAAAUCACGUAAAGGGAAUUGCGGCUUCGCCCCAUAGUUUCCAGCUGUUCACGUCAAGGUUAGUACUGUCAGCAUGAUUCCAUUUCUGCUUUUUAUCCCCUUGUCUAGAUACUAUGGACGCAAGAUUCUUUCGUCUAUAUGCGAUCAUCCCGAGUUUGACAAGCACGUGUCUAAACACGUGCCGUCCAAUCUGCAGAAGAGCGUGCGUGACACGGUGGACAAUCUUAGAACAAAGGUACGAAUAUGUUUAAUAACCAAUCACGAUCCUUUUUGUUGUGGCUUUCUAGUUAGCUGAGAACGUUGGCUUGUUAUGAAGCUCAGGUUGGUUGGCUGGUUUUUUUUCCUUUUCUGUAGGGGCUGGGUGAACCCCCAUCAGACCUUUCCUCCUCCGCACGGCAGCGGAAACCUGCAUCUGGUGGUGGAGGUUCACGAAGCGGUGGAGUGCGAGGAUCAGUGGCGGCAUCUCCGUCCUCAAAUUCCAGGUACAUCGAAAGCCGCUUUAGCUUUGCAUUAACUUCGUUCAUGUGAUUGUUCCUUGUAAAACUAUUGCUUUACUAAAGACCUGUUGGUUUUUCUGCAGAUGCAGAACUGUAAGUCAACCACGCUGGUAGAUUAGGGAGAUGCUCAACAAUAGGGAGGCGUAGUAGUUACUGCCAGUAAAGGGAAGGGGGGCUGGAUCGAGAGGGAUGCUUUUAAAAGGAUGUCUGAUUUAAUGCGAGGGAGGUUGAGAGAGAGAGAGAGAGAGAGAAACAGAUGAAAGCUCUCAGUUUGAAAAUAUAAUCUUAAGCGUUUUCUAUAGAAAAACCAUCACUUCUGGAAACCAAUGUGACGUGGGUAAGAGAAUUAGAACUAUGACAAUUUUGUCUUUUUUUUUUUAGCUCGAGAGAACCUUCAAGGAGUGGCAAACCCGUGACACGAGAUGGAUUGAUUCAGGUGAGUGUCCUGUGUAAUUUUUAAAUUAAUUUAUUUCCCUCAUUAUUUUGUCAUCAGCAACAAAAUUAUAGCAACAGUUUCCUCGGCAUUUGAUUUGUGACAGGGGGAAGAGAUGAUCCCAAACUUAAUCAACUCUCUACAGGCCAGUGAUUGGAAAGAACGACAACAGGCGAUCGAUCAGUUUGUUGAUUUAGUUCAGUUAAACCCGGAUGGCUCAGGACAAAAGUUUACCAAGGUAAUAAUUUCACAUGAUACCACAAGUAUCGAGCACGUUAUGAUACUUCAUGUGAAUCGAUUAUCUAGUGGAAACUUUUGGUACAAAUAAACUUAACUUCAAAACGUAUUUGUCGCAGGUUUUUGAUGCGUUUAUCCCUCGUCUCCAAGACUCGAAUAGCAAAGUAAGGUGUACCUUGUUAGCGUGAAUUUUGAUUUAAUUUGAAUGGACUUAAGAACUAAUUUUCCUAUUGGUCUCUGAUGUUUUUGUAGGUAAACCUGUAUGCCCUUCAGUGCCUCCCCAAGAUCCUUCACUGUUUAGCCAACCAAUCAACUGCUCUGGUUCCUCCAAUGGUUGCUGCGUUGACAUCUAACUUUGCUUCCAAGAACACGAGUAUUUUCUCUGCAGCAGAGGAAGCUCUUGAUGAGUUCAUUAAACACAUCGGUAGAAUGACACAACUUGGUUUAGGUUAUCGUAGUAUUAAUGGCUCUGGUUGCUGUUUUUUCUCGUCUUUGUUGUAGCUAUACAUAAUUUUUUUAGCUUGUCUUAUGUCAAUUAACAAACAGCAUACUUGUCAUAGCCGAUCCGCCUAAUAAAUGUUGAACAUCAAGAAAUCUUAGCGGCUUGUUAUUUGCAAAAACAGUUAUAAUGAUAUGGCAGACUAAAUGACUUUAUUUGUUUAUUGUCAGACAAAACUCUGUUAGUUCAACCAUUUUGUUCAACGGCACAGUUUGGGAGCAGCCGAGUUAAACCGAUCAUGGUGGACAAGUUAGCAGGUCAGUGAUCUUCUUGUGCAGUUUGUUGUGAUGAUUUGUUCUUGUUACGUCAUCUUGUCUUUCUUCGUCUCUUUACCUUUCCUGCCUUAUUUACUUGAUUGGUGUUAUUUUAUUUGUCUUUUGUACCUACCCCACCCUCCUCACCCAGCCCUUCGUAUCCUGCCUCUUUCCUUGUUUCUUUUCCGUGCCCUAUAAGUGUUCUUAUCUCUCUCUCUCUCUCUCUCUCUUGGCCCUUAAUUCUUGUAGUAUCUCUUAUCCCCUUCCUUUGCAGUAUUACUCAACUAUCAAUGUUAAAUAAAUAAACAGCGAUAUUACUUUUUUGAUUGUGUCCGUUAGAUAUCGUACCGACAGUGCACACUCGAAAGCCACAAGUAGUUUCUCGCCAUAUUCUUCCUCUGUUGUGGAGUCUCUUGAACACGGCGAGUAACAGCAGUGCUGGCGCCGGUAACAGUGCCCUGAAGACAUCCACCAGUAGGCUAACCAGUACACUAUACUCCUGUAUGGGCCGGAGUUUGACAGAGCAGGCAUCUAAUCAAGUUCCAAGAAUACAAGAAAAGUUACACGAGAUUAUUGGUUCAUGACACUCAAAAGCGGAGUGUCGGGAGCUCCAGGUCAUCGAUGGAUUCUUGUGGAAACUCGUCAUGCCUUGUUCUCGACAGAAUCUGUCGGUUGUUGUGUUAUCGUACGCCUUUAGUUCCCGAGCAUUCUUGUGAUAUUCUUUUAGUUAGGUACUAUUGUUGGUAGUACAGUAUUUAGUGCUGUAUCAACAGCAGAUAUUUACUUUUUAAAUUAAUGCAAUUCUUAAAAUUUUCCAAAUAUGGAGAGAGAAAUAAUCUAUUUUAACACGAACGUAAUAUAUUCUUAGUCUAACUGCGAAACGAUAAACCAAAGAUAUUUGACUGAUGCUGUUAACUUGACAUCGAACAAACUGUCCUGAGUAUGAUAGGCUUUAUUGUUUGUUUUGCUCACAACUUUACUAGUGAUAAGCACUAAAGCGAAGAUGUACAUCAACGUUUCAGUUGGUUUAGUGGGGAAUCGGGAAUCAACUCAUUAGGAUGAAGCAACGUGACCAGCAGUUAGGCAUCCCAAACACCCUUUUUUAGUGAAUUACUUCAUCUAAAAGGUGGAUAUUAUCAGUAAUACUUAUGAAAAAUAGACGUCAGACACAUUUUCUAUAGACGUGCAUAUCGUAUCACUGACGAAGAGCUCGAAUAUUUAGUGUAGAUUUUUUUAAUCGUUGUUGAAAAUAUGUCCUCAUUUAUAUUCCGCGGUUUGUCAAGGGCCAAUAGGACAUUACAGUUAUUAUUAUACGAAGUGUGCAAUUUAUGAAUUAUCAUAUUUCCUUUUUCCUACUUUCUCUGUAAAAGCUUGAAACGUUAUUUUUAAUCCUGCUUGGUGGGGAAAGGGGAAGACGUUAAAUCUUCCGCUACUCAGUGGAAUAAAAUGGAAAAAUUGAAAUUACCGAAGGAAAAACCGCCCUAUUUUUGUAACGUUACAGAGUUUUAUUUGUACAGCAAUUACGUAAGCGUGUAAAUGAAGUGGAUGUAGUUAAAGUUAUUUAUUAGAAAAAGUGAACAGUUUAUUGUCAGAGUCUCGCCAGGUACUCACUGGUUCUGACAACAACGUUACCUUCAAGCGGAAAUGUAGUACAAAAUUGUCAUUUACUGGAGCCGCCGGAUGCUUUAUGUACGCAGUUUGAGCGGGACAUUUAAUUAAGAAGUGUCUUUCCCAUUAUUGGGUGGAUUACAUUUUAAAGAAUUUAAUCGUCGAGAGUGGUAAUAAAUCUUGGAACUUAAAGGA